Polypterus senegalus (gray bichir) is the source of this 4980-nucleotide messenger RNA. RefSeq names its product dual-specificity tyrosine-(Y)-phosphorylation regulated kinase 1B (gene dyrk1b). Gene Ontology annotation, biological process: protein autophosphorylation; peptidyl-threonine phosphorylation; peptidyl-serine phosphorylation. Gene Ontology annotation, cellular component: nucleus. The record is from RefSeq and is a predicted model, not a curated record. Bases 1973 to 4342 code for a protein of 789 amino acids. The transcript has 11 exons. NCBI's taxonomy places the organism in Eukaryota, Metazoa, Chordata, Cladistia, Polypteriformes, Polypteridae. Gene Ontology annotation, molecular function: transcription coactivator activity; ATP binding; protein serine/threonine kinase activity.
GCGCUCACAUACCACACUCGAUGUUCGAGCCUCUUUUUGUCAUUUAAAAGUUGGAAGCUCGCCUGUGUUUUGGUCUCUGACGCGCAGGGCCGCUGUGAGCAGAUCUUCGUGAAUAUUCAUGAGCUAAGGACCGCCUCUUCCCUCCCCGGACCACCCGCCUCCUGUGGUGUGUGGCUGGCGGAGAGAGUCCGUGCCCAGGGUGUGGAUCAUAACCGGGGAGAGCUUUUCAAACCCGGUGGAGGAGGAAAAAAAAAAAAAAAAGAGGCGGAAAGAACACGGACUAUGUGUUAAAGUGUCGGAGAACGUGCAGGGACCGAGCGAGACCGCGCAGAAGACACGGGGAGGGGGGCAGCGAGGAGAGUGAAAAGGGGCGCGAAGGUGGAAGACGAAGGCUGCCUAGCAGGACGCGGGUUCCGGCGAGCGGAGCUUCGGAGAGGCCCGAACGGUGCAGAUUGCUGCAGACUCAACCAUACCCAGUAAGAUCGCAGCUCUUCGGCGACGCAGGAGCCUGACGAGGACCAGGGACGUGAACGUGGUGGUGGUGGUGGCGGCGCGGAUUUGGUGUCCUCUUCCGUAUGGGAGAAGGAGAAGCAGGAGACGCUGAAACUGAAGCCGGAGAUCGCCGAGGCCGCGACGCAGCAGGCGCUUUCCUGGAUGGAGUGUGUUCGCUUUUCAUUGUUCAUAUUGGCAUAUUCUAAAGCUGCACCCUGAUCGAAAAGUCUCAGCUGGCCGUGGAUUGCUUUAAUUUGGGAAUGGAACCUAACGAAUGAAAGGAGACGUGCGGGAUUUCGUAUCGGACACACGCGAGUCCUUUUCGCAUGACGACAAGAUUGAGCUCAUGGAUGUUAUGGACUGGAACCACCGCCCGUGCAUUAACGAAAUAAAAUAAUUAUUGUUUUUCAAGUUGUGCCUAGAAUCGCCUGUCGUGUUUCUGUCCGGUUCCUGCUUCUUUCUCUAAAAGGGAGGUGAAUGUGCAAAGUCAAGAGCUGUCAUUAAAGCUACGCCAAAUCGCUGACCUUACGCAACCUGCCAGCAUUAGAGGUCACCAGUGAACAUCUGCGAUGGAGCGCGCACUUCCACGCUAGUUGACGGGGACAAAGUCCGUGGAGGUGUCCGGCGUGAGUUCCGUGAGUAGCGGUUGGUAGGCUUCAGCUGCUUUGGAACAUCCCAACCUGAAGAGUGCGUCUGUCAAAAGUGGAAAGAUUUGGAAAAACACUCGUGAGCUGCGCUUCUCUCUUCAUCGACUCCCAGAGACUGCAGUUCACUUACCAGCACCAUUUUGGAAUAUUCCGAACGCCCGGUUACUUAUUACAACUGAUGACAGUCGUGAUGGGGUAAAUCCAAUCCAGAGACCCCUGAGAAACUCCCUCCCCGCCCCCUCAAUUGUCGUUUGGCCGUCGCUCGUGAUUCCAUCCUCUUUUACCUUUGUUUACGUGGACGACACCCGGCCUCCUGGGCUCUCCCCCCCAACUGGUCAUGCUGCUCUAGUGCCGAUUGUACUGUAACUUACCUUAGCUGGGAAGAACUUCUGCCCAAGAAUUUGCUCAUUAUUUUUUAUGUUGUGCAACCAAAUGAAAGCAGAUGAUAUAUUUUUAACUUUUUUUGUAACUGAGUGAAAACAAAAUGUUGCCUGAUUUUUAUGAUGUUGCCUUAACAGAGAGAACCGAAGAGGAAAUUUACAAGUUAGCCUGCUAAAAGAAACUGAGAUUUUAAGGGAUUUUGGUGCCUUCCCCUCCUUUUUAGCUGCUGUUCAAACUCAGGAGUGCUUGGAGUAUCAAGAAAUAAUAAGACUGGGAUAUACACAUACCUAGCUUGCCUUUCCAUUUUUUUUUUCUUGUAACUUUUCCUCCCUUUGCUUUUGUCUUUACUGUUUCUCAUUAUUGAUCACACUUGACUGGAUCCUUUUCAGUUCUGAGUUGUUCACUUUGCAACGUGGAUUUUGGAUUACAGGAUAUCCUUUUAAAUAUUUAAAAUGGUGAUCACCUCAACAGUGGAGGAGGAAACCUCUGCUCAAGGAUUGUUGGCCUCCUUACAGACGGAAUGGAUAAGUUCACAAGAAUCUGGUCAUUGCCGGCCCAGACCCAAAAGACCACCGAAAACAAGUGGAAGAAGCUCAGGAUGCAAGCCCUCCUCUUCCUCCUCCUCCUCCUCCCUCUGCCAGCCUGUUGCCUUGGGCUUCUCCCCAGCUGAGCCAACCAUGUCGAGCCAGCACAGCCAUCCCACCUUCAGCCACAUUCACUCCAUGGCCGACCAACAGCAGGUGCUGUCAGACAUGACUAUUUUACAGAGGAGGAUUCCCCCAACAUUUCGUGAUCCAGCCAAUGCACCUCUUAGAAAAUUAUCUGUUGAUCUAAUAAAGACUUACAAGCACAUCAAUGAGGUGUACUACACAAAGAAAAAGAGACGUGCUCAGCAGGUGCCCCCUGAUGAUUCCAGCACCAAAAAGGAGAGGAAAGUAUACAAUGAUGGCUUUGAUGAUGACAACUAUGACUAUAUAGUCAAGAAUGGGGAAAAGUGGCUGGACCGCUAUGAGAUUGAUUCACUCAUUGGCAAAGGUUCCUUUGGGCAGGUCGUGAAGGCAUAUGAUCACCAUGAGCAAGAAUGGGUGGCUGUGAAAAUCAUCAAGAACAAGAAGGCCUUUCUGAACCAAGCUCAAAUUGAGCUGCGAUUGUUGGAGCUCAUGAACAAACAUGAUACUGAAAUGAAGUACUACAUAGUUCAUUUAAAACGGCACUUCAUGUUCCGAAACCACCUCUGCUUGGUGUUUGAGCUGCUCUCCUACAAUCUUUAUGAUCUUCUGCGCAACACCAACUUUCGCGGUGUCUCACUGAACCUGACACGCAAGUUUGCACAGCAGCUGUGUACAGCACUGCUAUUCCUAGCCACACCUGAACUCAGCAUCAUUCACUGCGACCUAAAGCCUGAAAAUAUCCUUCUGUGCAAUCCCAAACGCAGUGCCAUCAAAAUUGUUGACUUUGGCAGCUCCUGCCAGUUAGGACAAAGGAUCUAUCAAUACAUCCAAAGCAGAUUUUAUCGCUCUCCGGAGGUGCUCCUGGGAAUGCCAUAUGACCUGGCAAUUGACAUGUGGUCCCUUGGCUGUAUCUUGGUGGAAAUGCACACAGGAGAGCCCCUCUUCAGUGGCUCAAAUGAGGUUGAUCAGAUGAAUAAAAUAGUAGAAGUUUUGGGAGUUCCACCAUCUCACAUGCUCGAUCAGGCCCCUAAAGCAAGGAAGUAUUUUGACAAGCUGUCCGAUGGGCUUUGGACAGUCAAAAAGAAUAAGGACAUAAAGAAGGUACUUUAUCCGUCUCCCUCUGAGUACAAGUUACCAGCUACACGUAGGCUGCAUGAGAUACUUGGGGUGGAGACAGGAGGCCCUGGGGGUCGGAGAGCAGGGGAGCAGGGUCAUGCUCCUUGCGACUACCUGAAAUUUAAGGACCUUAUUCUGCGCAUGUUGGACUAUGACCCCAAAACGCGCAUUACACCCUUCUAUGCACUGCAGCAUAACUUCUUCAAGAAGACAACCGAUGAAGGGACAAACACUAGCAGUAGCACCUCAACAAGUCCUGCCAUGGACCACAGCCACUCUACUAGUACAACCAGUUCUGUCUCCAGUUCAGGUGGAUCUAGUGGUUCUUCCAAUGAUAACCGAAAUUAUCGGUACAGUAAUCGAUACUACAAUAGCGCUGUUACCCAUACGGAUUAUGAGAUGCAAAGUCCUCAGGCACUGACACAGCAGCAGAUGCGACUCUGGCCUGGAGGGGACGGGCCGAUCACCAACAGCGAUGCUUAUCCUCAACUGCUCCUGCACAAGACUGCCACCAACCAGCAGCCUCGCCACUACUCCAGUGUCCUCGCUGGCAGCGGAGGAGGAGGGAUCAUUGAACCCCACCACCCUCACGCCAUUUACGGUCAUCACGGUAAUGGUCGGCAACUCCAGCACCGACAACAGCAGCAGCAGCUGAUGCCGAUCUCUUCUCCGCAACUCCCAGAUGCCAUUGAACUGAACCUCACACACCACCACCACCUGGCACCGUCUUCCAUUCAUCACCCGGCCUCCAACCUGCCCUCCAGCUUGGACUCCAGCCAGUAUGGCUCUUCCAACUUGCAUCUGGGUCUCUCCGCCUUCCGGACUAGGACGGUAGUAGCCCCCCCCCAGGACACUGUAGUUGCCAGCUCAGGGCUCAACUACCCUCCAUAUCCUAGUAGUAGCAACAACAACCCACAGGGUAGUGGCCCCUCUUUGACAGGGCAGCCUCGUAGCAAUCGCCCUGACUCGGAAGAAUCGGUCAUGCUAACGGUGUGUGGCAGCGGACCCCCACAGAGUACGGCUGCGAGCUCUUGAUGAAUCUUGAACAAAUGCAAAAAGCCAUACAAUAUAAUGACGAAACAAACGUGAAACAAGACAAACAGAAGCGGAAGUUUUGUUUGCAUGGGCGGGGGACAUGAAGAGAAUCUUCUCGGGGGAGGAGGAGGAGGAGAGGGGAGUUUAUAGGUUUGUUUUAUUAUAAUUUUUAUUAUUUUUAUUUUAUUUUGUUUUGUUCAAAGAAGGGGGUUGGCGAGAAUUUAGGAAUAAACGUGAAAUGGGUUGGAAUCUGGGUUUCCGAAAGGUGAAUGGAACCUGAUUAUUUUUUCCUGAAGUCUAGGUGUUUAAUUGUAAAUUGUUAAUUUAUUAAUAAUCACUACAUGAGGUAUGCAAGACCUGCGUGUGGGGAGAAACAAACUUAAAGAGGACAAAAGGCAGUGAGUGGGGUUUUUAAUUUUGUUUCAAUUUUAAUUUUUCUUUUUUUUUUUUUUUUUGUUUUUUUGUUUUCGUUUCCUCCAAAAAACAAAAAAGGAAAACAAACUCUGGGACUUCUCCCAUUUUAUUUUAUUGUUUAUUUUCUAUGUUUUAAAAGUUCUUGCUACACACUGGCUUACAUGUAAAGGACGGAGGAAUCUGCCACCAUGAACCGUGUCAAAGGAAAACAAAAAAGAAACAUU